Messenger RNA from Porites lobata, 348 nucleotides. Lineage: Eukaryota; Metazoa; Cnidaria; Anthozoa; Scleractinia; Poritidae. The record is from the annotation of a GenBank genome assembly.
AUGCGAACCGCUCUAGAUAAAUUCAACAACCUAGAAUGCAGUAAUGCUUGCCCAUUCCCACGCUCCUUGGAGUUCGAUCAAGUGAAGAACCCGGAAGCAGACGUUUGGUUACGAUCGGAGUUUGUUGGUUCUGACUCGCCAGUACCCAUAACCGUUAGACGUAGAGCAAUCGAUCUGUACCAUCUGCUGGAUAGAGCUAAAGAAGAGGUGACCUUACUUCAGGAAGAGAUGAGAAACGUAGUUGAACACUUCAGCGGGCAGCACGCGACGUUUUCCAGUUCGUUAAAAGAUGCCACGAUAUCUCCUUUGUCCUUAGAGGAGUUAGGGAAAAUAUAUUUCCGAAAAUGA